AUGACAACUGUUGGUCAACAGACGUUUCUUGAUCAUUGGCCAAUGAUGCAAAGUGAAAAUAUUAUUGAUGAAAGUGGUUCAAUGUCGAAAUACGCGAGAUUAGAUUUAGCCGAAAACGAACGCUUCGCACGCGAAAAUCAUAGUGAAAUUGAACGGCGACGGCGCAAUAAGAUGACUUAUUAUAUAAAUGAACUCGCCGAAAUGGUUCCGCAAUGUGCUGCACUGGGACGAAAGCCCGAUAAACUGACCAUUCUUCGCAUGGCCGUCUCUCACAUGAAAGCGAUUAGAUGUGGUUCGCAGAAUGGCACGGAAGCGUCGUAUAAACCAUCGUUUCUUACCGAUCAAGAGCUGAAACAUCUAAUUCUUGAAGCAGCAAAUGGCUUUUUAUUUGUGCUUUGUUGUGAGACUGGUCGCGUUCUUUAUAUUGCCGACUCUAUUAUACCGGUUUUAAAUAUGCGACAGGAAGAUUGGCUUCAUCAUACAAUCUACGAGUUGAUACAUCCUGAUGACAUAGAAAAAGUACGAGAUCAAUUGAACGGUAGUGAAGCAAACUUAAAUCGGGUUUUGGACUUAAAAACUGGUACUGUUAAGAAGGAUCAGGGUUCUGUUCGCGUUCAUAUGAGUUGUCGUCGGGGUUUCAUAUGCAGAAUGCGGUUAGGUCCACUUGAACCUUUACAUCGCUUAUGCAAUCGUCGACCACUUUUCACUUAUAAUGGUCAUAAUUAUGUUGUUGUACAUUGCACCGGAUAUGUAAAAAAUUCACCUCCAGUGGGUUUGGAUGCACCACAGUCAAGUUGUCUUGUUGCUAUUGGACGUUUGCAAGUAGCAAGCAUGCCAGUUAGCCCUGAAAUUGCUUCUCCUCCUCAAUUUUCUCUUCGGCUUGCAGAAGAUGGAAAAAUAACAUUCGUCGAACAAAGGGCAACCUCAUUACUAUCUGUUUCAACGGAGCAGCUGUUAGGACGAUAUUGGUGGCAGAUUGCACAUCCAGCUGACGAACAGACCCUUCAUGAUACUCUUGUGCGUGUUAUGCAGAAUCAACCGACCCAAGUUUCGGUGCGUUUGAGGUCGUCAAAUGAUUUUUAUGCUUGCACUGUUUCUGCACAUAAAUUUUUGAACCCAUAUUCGGAACAGUUUGAAUAUGUUGUAGCCACUCAUGUGCUUAUUCUCAAUAAUAAUGAAACUUGGCAUACAACUUCCCAGGUUUUUCAAGCACCAUCCCAGUAUGACCAAUCUGGGGCUGCUGAGUGGACUUCAGCAACCAGUUUUAAUCCUGACGGACUUCUACCUCCUAUUAGACGACAAAAUAUUUGGCAGGACCAGUGGGCAUCUGUUGAUCAAUUCGGAAAUAGUUCUCAAUUGAAAAUGUAA
Molecule: messenger RNA, 1368 nt
Organism: Dracunculus medinensis (Guinea worm)
Lineage: Eukaryota; Metazoa; Nematoda; Chromadorea; Rhabditida; Dracunculidae
Source: the annotation of a GenBank genome assembly